Molecule: messenger RNA, 3349 nt
Organism: Sitodiplosis mosellana (orange wheat blossom midge)
Lineage: Eukaryota; Metazoa; Arthropoda; Insecta; Diptera; Cecidomyiidae
Product: neurotactin-like
Exons: 2
Coding region: 187-816 (209 amino acids)
Source: RefSeq, a predicted model, not a curated record
GCCAGAGCUUGGGUAACAUCGGGCUCAGCGGUAUUCCCAGGACGACCGCUUGCUGAAUAUGAACGCAUCAAUGCUCAAGAAUACAAGUACGAGUGCACGACAGGUGACUGCUUGAACACACUUUCAGGUGAAGAGCUAGUAGAAAAUGUACCAGAUAUUUGGCGUCGCGUGUGGCCAGACUUGCCGAUGGCUGAUGAAAACAAAACUCGUCAUGAAUGGUUAGUUCUAGAUGGUGAAGUGCUGCAAAAGAACCCAAUCGAUGUAUUGAAGGAGCCAGAACCAUUGAAGCUGGUCAUUGGAACGACCGCCCACGAAAGUCAUUCGGACAAACUGUUGCAUAAAUACACACAAUGGACACCCGAGCUGGUUCGUAAACAUAUUCAAGAAAGCGUAAUUGGGCAGAAGGGCCUAACCGAUGAAGUUCUGAAACGUUAUAACGCAACCUACCAAGGCUUGGUAAAAAUUGUCUCCGAUAUCCGCACUGUAUGUCCAUUGCUUGUGAUUGCCCGCUCCCAACAAAGCGUACCAUUUUAUGUGGUUACACAAACCGGAGGUGACCUUGAAAUUGCCGACGUUGAUGCCGACAUUCAAGCAAUUCUGGGUCGUUAUGAGCCAAAAACUUUCCAACAACGACGAUAUGCCUCGGCCAUUCAACAACUGUUCUAUCAUUAUGUGUCGCAUGGUGAGCUCAAGCAAUAUGAACCACGAAGAAGAGUGUUGGAUGUUGGCCAAGAUGCCCUGUCUGUCGAAGAUUAUCCUAAUUGUGAUUUCUGGAUUAAAGAAGACAUUGUACCCAGAUAUGCACGAAUCGACUAAUUUAAUUUUAAGCUUUAAUUUUGAUUUAUACCGAGAAUUUUUAUUUUAUUUUUCUUUGUGUAUAAUUUUAUACAAACACGAAAUGAAACGAUCGAUUGCAUACGAUAUGGGCACAUAUGAAACCGAGAGGUUGGGGGAAAAAUAUUAAAAUGGACGAAGAAAAAAUGAAAAGAAAAAAAAAAUUCAAAACGAAAAUUACAUAAAAUGCGAAAUGUUUGUAAAACAAUCAGAAUGUGUAAGGAGAAUAAUCGACACCAAGCACCAAGACAAUGAAUUAUUCUUGAUUAAAGUAUACACUUGAUUUGAUUUGAUUUGAUUUGAUUUGAUUUUAUUUGAAUUCAUUUGAUUUGGUUCAGAAGCAAAAAGCCAGAUCCUGCUAUUGCAUUUCCCCACAUUGCGUUAGUUUAAUUUCUUUACUAAAACUGAUCCAAAUAAAUAUUUAUUGAGUGUGUCAAAAUAAUAUAUUAUACAUAAACAGUACAAGUUUUCAGUAUUUUUUAAUAUUUAUGUAGAGUAAAUGAUGUUAAAUCUACUGAUGAAAAAACGCUCUUAUCUCAUGGAUGAACACAUGAGUCAUAACAAACCGCUGGUUCCACAAAUAGAUUCACUAACAUUGUAGAACAUUCAAUAAUUCCAUUUAGACGAUCUACCUAUCAAUGGUGUGCAAUAAACAAGAUAGGUAGCAAUUCACAUAUGUCACUCGUUUUCAUUUUUUUCUCUCGUUUUAAUGAUUAAUAAUUGCGAUAAACAUUCACGUACAGAGAAAUGUUACUAAAAAAAAUUAACCCGAACUCAGAAAAAAUAAUCUUCCACUGCGAAAUAAAGCGAAAAAUUAAAUGAAAAAAAAAAAUGGAAUGGAAUUAGCAAACACUAUAGUUAAAUUUCAAUCAACCAGAACGAAAUCAAUAGCAGCCAAAUUUAAAACAAUGAUUUUUUCACAAAUUUUUGAUCAGAAAAUAUAUUUGUCUUGAAGGUUUUCUUUUUUAAACAUAACCAGCGCCGUACCGUCCAUACAAGCAUUUGGUAAAAAUGUCCGAGGCUGAGCCCCAUCUGAAAUUGUUUUCACGAUACGGCGCUGAACAUAACAAUCAAUUUUUAACGCAAAUUUUUUGAGUCUAUUUUCUACCGAAAUAUUCAUAGUUUCAAAUUGAAUUUUUAUACAUUCAAUUUAACGGAAUUUUGAUAGAAGAUGUUUUUCUAAAUGAUUUUAUAACCUGAACAUGAAGCCAAGCCAAGCCAAGCCAUUCAAAAAUAUAACCAAGCACCGAUUUUAGAUUGUAAUAAUUUCAUCAACCUCAAUAAAUCGAACAUCAAAAAUGACAACAACAGAAAUAUUUGAAAAAAAGGGACAAGCUAACGAUUAAUUGGAUAGGCUUAGAUUGACAAAAAAAUGUACUAGUUGUAAGCAAUUAAAGACGAACUUUAACUGUACUAAUGUAUACUGUGCUGUUGAAAAAAGAAGAUCUUUUUUUUAUAUUUUUGCUCUAAAACAUCCAAUGGAAAUCGAAAUAUUCUCCUCUUAAUACGCAAAAUAUUUAAUUAAUUAUUAUUUAAAUGGCUGUAUUAAGUUUAAUUUUAAUUAUAUUAUAUAAAACAAAACAACAAACAAACAAAAAAUCCCAAAAACUAUAUGAAUUGAUUGAUUAAAAUAGAUAAGCGCAUGCGAAACCAAAUUGAUUUCGAACAAACAAACAAAAAAUAAAUGUUAGGAACUUUUUUAGGAGAAGCCCAACGAUAUAUGAUUUCUACUUAUUUGUCACGCUGCAGUAGCAUUUGUAUCCGUUUCACGAACAUAACAAAAAAAAAAAAACAUACUUCACGGAAUCUAGACAUUAAUUCGCUGUUAGAACAAACAGAAAAAUACAAUGAAAUCUUUUGUAUCGAUUGAAUUUCACGGAAGCGAUCAAUAGCUAAUUAAUUAAGAGCAUUAAGCACUAACCAAUUUUGACACAGCAAUCGUCAAUUGUAAGAUUCACUGUCGGUAAAUCUCUACCUAAGUCAGCAAGAAAUGAAAACAAAAGGAGAUGGAAAACACCCUCCAAAAUCUAAUUAAUAUAAAAGAUUUCACUGUAAAUAAUAAGUUAAGUAUUGAACGAUUAGAAAAAUGAACGUUUCAUUUUAGAAAUUAAAAAAAUGUAAUUACAUUAAAAGAAUAACUCAUCAAAAUAUAUUAAAGGAAAUAAUUUCAACGGUCGAGAAAAACAAAUAGAUAAUAAUGAUAUUAAAAGAAAUACCAUAGCUUCAAUCUCAAAUCAAUUCAUCCUGAAAAUUGAACGUUGAAACGAAUCAUUCGAAGAGAAAACGAACUUGGAAUGAUUCUGGCAUCCAUUGUAUAUGCUUUAUACUCUAUCUCUCUUUCCUUUCAAAAGCAUAUUUGCAAAUCAAAAUGCUUUUUUUUGGUUCAAGUUUUCUGAAUUAUAUCGGCUGAUUCACCUCAUUGUCACUAAAUUAAUCAGCUGUUGAUUAGAGUUUAAUUUACAAAUGUAAUAAACAUAAAAAUAUAAAAAAAAAAAUAAAGAAAGAAACGCAAAUA